CUGUACACGAAUAAAGAGAGACAAAAUAAGCUUGAAAACACUGCUAAUAGUGGCUCUAAGUUCAAAUAUUUUAUCAGAAAUCCUGUAACUAAACCAUCUCCUGUCAAUGGUGACAUCAGGAAAGACCACAGGUAUCUUGUACAAGAACACGAUUUUUAUAAGCCAACAAAGGAUGGCGCUUCACUAGAGUGCCCCUCACAAAACCUAAAUCAGCCCCUUAGUGGACGAGUUAAAAAAGAAUACAAUGGACAAUUACGGACGUUAAAUGAAGACACGCAUGAUGAGAGAGAGCUCAGAUUUGUUCCCACAAAUCAUGCUAGAGACCCUAUACGUAACUUUGUAAAUCUAGAAAACAGUGGCUAUAGAGAUGUCUUACAUAGAGAAUCAAAUGAUUGGGAUGUUGAUUCAUAUAGCACAAAAGAAGCGAUUGAAUUUAAAAAUCAAAACCUUCGAAAUCCGAUUAUAAAACACUCAUAUGUGUACCGUUCUCAAAAUGAUAAAUCUAACAAACUGAAUCAACCAGAAUUGUAUACGCAGGAGGACCAUCACAGGCCCCAACGUUCAAAAGUGUCCACAAUGACAGAUACUAUAGACCUUCCACUCCGGGGUGAUGGAGCAAAACCCACAAGUGUAAAAUCAUCACAUGAUGCGAUGAUGUCGAUAAAACUACAAGAAGAUGUGUUUCCAAUGCCCCCUGAUGAAAAACCUGAAUGUGACACCAAGGAAACUAACUUCAAUCAUGGUAGAAGUAUAACUCCAGAUAUUAACAUCAUUGAUCCUGACGAGCAUCCAUUAAGUGAUCAUAUCCCUAACAAAUCCCGAAAUCCUACAAGUGGUCCAACUGCUUCAAUAUUGGACGUCGUUGACACAAAGCUUGACAUUGAGGACAUUGAAGUUGAUGGAGAAAUAGAAGAUAAUCUGAAUGAAAUGAUAAAGAAACUGAGAGACAACAGAGAUAGGAGAGGGUCACGACGCAGACGGACAGCCCGAAAAAGACAACUAAGUGUCAAUUCCUCACUAGAUGACGGAGGAGCACUCUCUGCAAGGACUGAUACGGCAGAGGCAGCACCUGAUGACAACGCUGAAGAUGCAGAAGGUAAACUAGUUGAGACAAUUAAUCUCCAGAAGAACGUUAUGGCUCACCUCAACGCCCAGCCAUGGCCUAUGAUGAAGAAAUUGAAGACUCUGAAGCUGGCUAAGUCGUAUGUAGAGAGGUAUGAGGGGAAAUUAUCCAAAGGACAGAGCUAUAAGCAGAAAUGGGAAAAGUUUCUCUGGCGCAGUAAAAGAGCUUAUGAAGAGCUUGUUGUCACAGUUACACCAUGGGAAAUGAGAAUAAAAGCUAUUGAGAGCCACUUUGGAACGAUGGUAGCGUCUUACUUCACGUUUAUUCGCGCCUUAUUGUGGAGCAACAUCGUCUUAACUGCAAUCACCGUUGGAUUUAUCAUCUUACCCGAGUGUUUGGUUGGUGAUAGUUCAGGCCAUAAGACUGUUCCAGCUGAUGAACGUGACCGUGCACUAACAUUGGCCAGCCUUUGGGACUUUGAGGGAUAUUUGAAGUAUUCGCCACUAUUUUAUGGAUACUAUGGUAAUGCAACGUUUAUUGGUAAUGGGUACCGACUUCCAUUGGCAUAUCUUCUAGCUGGACUUGGAACGUAUGCCUACAACUUUGUAUCUCUUCUCAGAACAAUGGCUAAAAAUGCGAAGAUGAACAAGCUUUCGGGAAAAGAAGAGAGCUAUACUUUCUCCUGGAAGCUAUUUACAAGUUGGGACUACACAAUAGGUGACAAUGAAGCUGCGACCAACAAACGUGCAGCCAUCACAACUACAUUCAAAGAGGCAAUAGUAGAGGAAGAAGAAAAGCGGAGAGAGGAGAACAUCCACUUGACGCGGUUUCUAAGAGUACUAGCGAAUAUCUUAGUACUCAUGGUUCUCGCCUCUAGCACAUUUGCUAUCCAGAUCGUAGUACAAAACUCGAGACAAACAGAAAAGGACCUCAGGGACGGCAUAGACGUCGGUUGGUGGCGUCAGAAUGAGGUGUCAACAGUUAUAGCAUUAAUCACACUCAUCUACCCUUCCAUAUUUGACUUCAUCGGAAUGAUGGAGAAAUACCAUCCCCGAGUGCAGUUAAGAUGGCAGUUAGCAAGGAUCCUAGUUCUCUACUUACUUAACUUGUACACUCUGUUCAUCUCUCUGUACGAGAAGGUGCGAUUCCUGCAAGACCAAGACAAAUUGGCCAGGGCAGCAGCAUUAAAUACCUCACUUAGUAACUGUACAGUGCUUCCGAGUCUAUCAAACUCCACAGUUGCCUAUGACAAUACCACAUCGGUGCUGUCUGGCGCUAUAAAUUGUACCUCGUCAGUGGUUGACGUCCCUGAAUUCUGCUGGGAGACCCUGGUGGGGCAAGAGAUGUUUAAGUUGACAAUCAUGGACUUGGUGACAACUGUUGGAGGUAUCUUGGUCAUCGACUUCCUCCGUGGUCUCUUUACGAGAUACAUGCAUCCAUGUUGGCCAUGCUGGGACCUCGAGACUAAAUUUCCGGAAUAUGGAGAGUUUAAAAUAGCUGAGAAUAUUCUACAUCUUAUCAACAACCAAGGAAUGAUAUGGAUGGGGUUGUUCUUUGCUCCUGGGUUACCGGCGUUGAAUAUCCUGAAGCUGAUCUUGAUGUUGUACAUUCGUAGUUGGGCUGUCACCAUGUGUAACAUCCCCCAUGAAAGAAUCUUCAGGGCCUCAAGGUCCAAUAAUUUCUACUACCUCAUGUUAUUAGUGAUGCUGUUCCUGUGUACGUUGAUCCCUAUGAUCGCCAUUGUCAUGCUGGAACCCUCGUCUGACUGUGGACCUUUCGCGGGUCAAGACCUGAUGUACUAUGUGCUGACCACGUUCAUAUCAGAUACAUGGCCACUGCUUGAUGACAUCAUUACCUUCGUACUCUCCCCGGCAAUCAUGUUUCCGUUCAUAUUGUUACUAAUAAUGAUAAUCUACUACCUGAUCUCACUGACUGGUUCAUAUAAGGAAGCGAAUGAAGACCUCCGAACGCAGCUUCAUAGUGAACGAACUGAAGAAAAGAGAAAGAUUUAUGCAAUGGUGGAUGGGCAGAAGAACGGUGCUUCGGCCGAACAGAAGACUGGCAAUAGUGAUGGAAAGGGUUCUCCUAGUAACUCCAGCGAUGGCUUCCAGAAGCAGCCCAAACUCAUGAGACUGCCAGAAAUGACAGCCAAACAAGCAGUUUCUCUGGAAUGCCAAGGUUUUAAAGUUCUGAGCCCCAAAGACGCCAAAUCGUUACUAAUGGCAGAACAUUGACGAUAUACCAUGCCAUCGUCAUACUCAUGACUUGAGAUGAGAUGUAACAAAUAUAGAAGAGAAUUAGAAUGACUGAUAUGUUCUCAAUGAAAGAU
This is a messenger RNA of Owenia fusiformis, 3392 nucleotides long. Lineage: Eukaryota; Metazoa; Annelida; Polychaeta; Sabellida; Oweniidae. The record is from the annotation of a GenBank genome assembly.